Messenger RNA from Thamnophis elegans (Western terrestrial garter snake), 3394 nucleotides. Its product is annotated as leucine-rich repeat and fibronectin type III domain-containing protein 1-like protein. Gene Ontology annotation, molecular function: protein binding. The coding region runs from base 1338 to 3218 and encodes 626 amino acids. Lineage: Eukaryota; Metazoa; Chordata; Lepidosauria; Squamata; Natricidae. The record is from RefSeq and is a predicted model, not a curated record. The transcript is spliced from 3 exons.
UCUUUCCUCCCGCCUACCUGUGCUUCCUCUGUCUGGUCAAAAGGUUAUGCUGUGUUGCUCUCCGUCCUUUCAGAAUGUGGAGCUGAUGUCUCCCCACUGCUCAGAGAAGCUUAGUGGUAGAACACAAAACUUCCCUAUUUCUGGAAUGAGGAAAGAGAAGCUAGAACCAUAGAAAACUGAAAUAUUGAAGCAUUUCAAUAAAAUAUCAAUAUUUUAAUAUUGAGAAUGCUGCCUUCUAGAAUCUUACUCCCACCCUUAAUAUAUGUAAAGGUUUCAGUCACAUGCACCCUUUCCCUUCUGUCCUCCAGGCUGCGCGUAUUUAGUUCCUUCGAUCUCUCCUGAUGUGUUUUCUCCCUCAGACCUUGAACCGUUUUGCUGCCCUUCUCUGGACUCGCUCAAUCUGACCCAUGUGCUUUUUAAAGUGAAGUCUACAGAACUUGACCCAGCACUCCAAACGGUGCCCGACUAACGCCCCAUGGAGCAGGAUUAAGACAGACGGCCUCGAGUGGAAUCUCCCUGCGUGGAGCCCCUGCCUUGAGAAGUCCAGGGUGGGCACGUUGGAGAUGGGGCUCCGCCAUCAGGGGCCUUUUCUUGGGAACAGGCUUUCCCUGCAGAUCUGUAGGAGGCGAACGGUUGUGUUCCUGCUGAUUCUAAAGGAAGUGCUUUCUUUAGGAAGCGCUUGGGCUUCCGUUCGAAUAGUCAAAGGUCGAUACGGCCUUAAGAUCCCCGCGUCAAGGUGAUUCUGUUCUGGGAAAAAGAUCACCCAUGAAAAGGGGUGCUAUGAAGAGUUCAAGAAGGCCUGGCCGAUCUGCUUGCAAGAAGGGAGGGAGAGGGAGGUUUCUCUGGAAAGCAAGUGGUGGAGAUAGUCCAGCGCCACAGAAAUCCUUUCGGAUCACAGAAGCAAGGACCCGGGAUCCCCCAGUGGGCAGCCUAGUUCUAUUCACAUUUAUGAGGCAUGGGAAAAUAUUUUGCGCAUCUUGUAGGAAAUGCGUGGGUCCACUGAUAGCAGAAAAAAAUAGGCUGCUGUGGCUUUACAGCAAAAAAGGGACAGAGCACUUUACUGAACUGAGGUCCGAGGCAACGUUGAGCUUCUGGUGUGGAAAGAAUCAUCUCGCAGUGAAGAGGAUGAGAUGGGAAGAAAAACUGGUUGUCAGUCAAAAAGUAUGCAUGGCCUAGAGGCCCUUGGGGUGGUUGUAAAUUAGCAUUUUUAUUUUGUAGCAGCUUUGUGUCUUUUCCACAGGUGAUGGGGCAGGUUCUCAAGAAAGGAAAGGAAAACCCCACCUACCUCCCUUCUCUGGAUUGUUCCAGUGGCUCCAGGGUGCCCUUUAUAUCUUACCAUGGAAAAGUUUCUCUUCUGCCUUCUGAUGACGAGCACCAUGGCUGUGAGGGCCCUGAUGUGUCCCAUGCGCUGCAGCUGCCAGAGGGUGUCCCCCUCUUUCACCAUCCUCUGUACCAAGAAUGGGCUGCUCUUUGUCCCUCCUGCCAUUGACCGACAGACAGCAGAACUCCGACUGAUGGAUAAUUUCAUCACGACUUUGCGAAGGAAGGAUUUUGCAAACAUGACAGACCUGAUCCAUUUAACGCUAUCACGAAAUACAAUCAGUCAUAUUAUGCCUUAUGCGUUUUUUGAUCUUAAAGGUCUUCAUGCAUUACACCUGGAUAGUAACCGCCUCACUUAUAUUGAUGAGGAUCACUUCAAAGGACUGAUCAACCUUCGCCACUUAAUUCUCAGUAACAACCAGUUACAUUAUAUUUCACCUGGAUCUUUUGAUGAUUUCAUUGACAUAAUUGAGGAUCUGGAUCUAUCCUAUAAUAAUCUUGUUAAGGUCCCCUGGGAAACGGUCGGGAGGCUUUCCAAUGCCAAUACUAUUAGUUUGGAUCAUAACCUCAUAGAUUUUGUCCCUGAAGGCAUCUUCUCCGACCUUCACAAACUGGCUCGGCUGGACAUGACUUCUAACCAGCUGAGGAAGAUCCCCCCCGACCCGCUUUUCUCCCGCAUCCCUGUCUAUGCCAAGCCCAAGGGUACCCCUCUGUCGUCUCUGGUAUUGAGCUUUGGAGGGAACCCGCUGCACUGUAACUGUGAGCUAGUGUGGCUACGGCGCCUAACUAGGGAAGACGACCUGGAAACCUGUGCCUCCCCCCCCGAGCUGAUGGGCAAGUAUUUCUGGUCUAUUAAGGAGGAGGAAUUUGUCUGUGAACCACCAAUGAUCACUCGCAGAACAGCAAAGCAAGUGAUCACGGAAGGACAGAGUGUCUCCUUGAAGUGUAGAGCAAUGGGUGAUCCAGAACCAUACAUGCGCUGGAUUUCACCAGGGGGAAAAUUGGUCUCCAACACUUCCCGAACAAUUUCCUAUGAGAAUGGGACUUUGGAUAUUUUAGUGACUUCCAUAGAAGACCAGGGUACGUAUACUUGUAUAGCAUCCAACGCUGCAGGGGAGUCCACUGCACCCGUUGAACUUCUGGUCAGCCCAUAUCCUUAUCUUGCUAACAGCACGAACUCUGGCAAAGAAGCUGAGCGGGGUCCAUCGGAUAUCCUCAUCUCAGCCAAGUCCAGCUUCUCUAAUGAAACCAAAUCUCUCCAAGAGAGGAAAGUGGCCAUUGCUGAGCUGACCUCGUCCUCUGCCCUCAUCCAGUGGCCUUCGCAGCACCAUAUUCCUGGGAUGCGAAUGUUCCAGAUCCAGUACAACAGCUCUGCUGAUGAUAUCCUGGUGUACAGGAUGAUCCCGGCUUCUAGCAAGUCUUUCUUCCUGACCGACCUGGUUGCUGGGCGGGACUACGAUCUGUGUGUCCUUGCUGUUUAUGAGGACGGCGUGACUUCCCUGACAGCGACCCUGGUGGUAGGGUGUGUGCAGUUCACCACAGAGGAGGCAUAUCGGCAGUGUCAUUCCCUCCACGCACAGUUUCUUGGUGGGACCAUGAUUAUUAUCAUCGGAGGCAUCAUUGUGGCGUCCGUCCUUGUUUUUAUCUUCAUACUUCUGCUGAAAUACAAAGUUUACAUCAACCACCACAAAACCAAAAACCCUGAAGUGAAUAACGUUUGCUCUCAAACCAACGGUAGUCAAAGUAACUCUCUGGUACAUUCCAGCUCCAAACUGGCUGAAUGGAUCCAGCAAGAACGUUCAAGCUCACCACUCAGAGGCAAAACUAUACCAGACUUCAACUACGAACAAGCAGCCUCUACAGAAGUCUCUGUUUUAAGAAACGAAGCCUUUCCUUAAUAGUUACGCCGGUCCCAGGCAAGAAGCAGUAAAAAAUAACUAGCGGUUGUAUUUAAAGCUUCACUGUCUAUUUUUAAGAUCAGAUGGUUUUAAACACUAUUUUUUUAAUCUGUAAAAGUUCUUGCAUUCUUAACUAUUUUUGUUGCACUAUAUUAAAUAUAAACUGUGAUUUUGAA